AUGAUGCUGGCUGACGGUGUCCCUCCAGGUAAAACGGUUUGUUCGGAUGGUUGCCCGAUGUCGGAGAAAGUACGCUCUAUAAUAUAUUGGCGGCAACCAGUUGUAACUGGCAUCAUACUGGCUAUCUUACUGAUUGUUGAAUUUAGUUUUAUGUGUCUUUCUGCAAUUUCCUUCAUUGCUUACAUCGGGUUAGCUCUUCUCGUUUCCGUCAAUUUAUUGCGUAUGUAUUAUCACUUUGUGGCUAAGACAGAAAAUAAUUUUGUCAGAGAAUAUCUGGAACGAGAGAUCACUGUACCACAAGACAAAGCAGAAAAAGUUUCUCGACGUCUUACUGAAGCUUUAAACAAAGGAAUAAUACGUACUAGAGAAAUAUUCUUACUUACCGACCCUGCUGCGUCCGUAAAAUUCGCCGUGUUGUUGUAUCUAUUGACAUAUAUUGGUGCCCAGUUCAACUUCUUAACCUUAUGCAUACUGUUCACAUUUGGUUUAUUCUGUGUACCAAAGUUUUAUGAACGCUACCAACCGGAAAUCGAUAAAAUGAUUGAGCUAGCGAAAUCAAAAAUAGAUAUGGUAUCAUCACAGGUUAAAACGCAUCUUGAGAAGAUACCAUUUAUUGGUGGUGGUGGUGGUGGUCGAAAGGACAAAACACAAUAA
Molecule: messenger RNA, 654 nt
Organism: Schistosoma turkestanicum
Lineage: Eukaryota; Metazoa; Platyhelminthes; Trematoda; Strigeidida; Schistosomatidae
Source: the annotation of a GenBank genome assembly